Phyllopteryx taeniolatus (common seadragon) is the source of this 2083-nucleotide messenger RNA. RefSeq names its product rabphilin 3A homolog (mouse), a (gene rph3aa). Gene Ontology annotation, biological process: intracellular protein transport. Gene Ontology annotation, cellular component: membrane. Lineage: Eukaryota; Metazoa; Chordata; Actinopteri; Syngnathiformes; Syngnathidae. Gene Ontology annotation, molecular function: small GTPase binding. The transcript is spliced from 15 exons. The record is from RefSeq and is a predicted model, not a curated record. Bases 139 to 1899 code for a protein of 586 amino acids.
AUGAUCCUCUUAUCAUCGUGUUAUAAGCUGUUAGCUUCAUGAUUACCGCUCACGCACACCCUUGCAUGAUGUUUUUGGUUCCAUUUUCACACACACACCCACACCCGUCAGUCAAAGUGGCACGUUGUGACGGCGACGAUGAUUACGGUCCCCGUAUUGAACGAGGCCGCUGUCAGGGCGUUAACGAGCGGAGGCCGGAGCCCCCUCGGCAGUCUGACGGCGACGCAGAUGUCGAAGGAAAAAGAAGACAAAGAAAAGAAAAGACACUCACGAGUUCGUCUUUCAAACGAGGACACGCGGCUCGUCUCUUUGCAUGCGGAAAUGGUCCGUCGCGUUCCGUGGACGAUGAGCGGGCGCGGCGCCCCCCCCCGGCCUCGGCCCGACCCCGGCGAGGAGCUGACCGACGAGGAAAAGCGGAUCAUCGACGACGUGCUGGCCCGCGCCGCCAGGAUGGACGCCGUGGAGCAGCAGCGCAUACAUCUCCUGUCCAGCCGGCUGGAGGACGCCCGGAGGACGGCGUGCGGGGACGGACGCUCGGCUUGUCUGCUUUGCGGCGCCACCUUCGGGCCGGGCGGUGUCACCGCCGCCCUUUGUGUCGGCUGCAGGAAGCAGGUGUGCCGCGAUUGCGUCGUCCACAGCGGCUCGACGCCGUGGCGCUUGUGCGCCGUCUGCAAAGAACAUCGAGAAGUGCAGAAGCGUUCCGGAGCCUGGUUCUUUCGGGGCCGAGACCCCCGCGUCCUCCCCGGCCCGCUCCCGCUAUCCCGCCCGCCGCCCGCCAACCCGGACGACCCCGAGGUAAUUGCAGAAGCAGAGCGGCACCGUGAGCAGAGGACAGCGGCCGACACCUGCGCUCGGGACCAAAACAAAGUCCCGACUGCAAGCGGCGGCCAAAUCCAGCACGGAACGCACGCGGCCGCAAAUCCCGCCGCCGUCGAGCCGCCUCCGCCGCAGGAGGACGAAGACGCCGAAGACUCGGAUGACGCAACCACGCGGGGGUGUCUGGAGUUCAGUCUGCUCUACGAGCAAGAACGCCACCAACUGCAAUGCUGCGUCAUCAAGGCCAAGGGCUUAAAGCCGAUGGACUCCAACGGCCUGUCGGACCCUUACGUCAAGCUGCACCUGCUGCCGGGCGCCAGUAAGUCCAACAAGCUUCGCACCAAGACGCUGAAGAACACUCUGAACCCGACGUGGAACGAGACUCUCGUCUAUCACGGCAUCACCGAUGAAGAAAUGUCCCGGAAGACCUUACGGCUGUCGGUGAGCGACGAGGACAAGUUCGGACACAACGACUUCAUCGGGGAGACGCGAGUGGCGCUGAAGAGGCUCAAGUUCAACCAGAAGAAGAAAUUCAACGUGUGCUUGGAGAGAGUUAUCCCGGUGAAAAAAGUCGUUGGAGGUCAAUCUCGAGGAAUGGCGCUCUAUGAGGAUGACGUGGACGAGGGCGAGGACCGCGAGGAGCGAGGUCGCAUCCUGGUUUCCCUGCGCUACGACAGCCAACGGGGUCGUCUGAUCGUAGGCGUGGUCCGCUGCGCCCACCUGGCCGCCAUGGACGCCAACGGAUACUCGGACCCUUUUGUCAAAGUGUGUCUGAAGCCUGACAUGGGGAAGAAAGGCAAGAACAAGACGCAGACCAAGAAGAAGACUCUCAAUCCAGAGUUCCAGGAGGAGUUCAGUUAUGAGAUCAAGCACGGCGAGCUGGCCAAGAAGACUCUGGACAUUUCCGUGUGGGACUACGACAUGGGCAAGUCCAACGACUUCAUCGGCGGCUGCCAGCUGGGCAUCGGGGCUCAAGGCGAGUGCCUGAAGCACUGGUACGAGUGUCUGAAGAACAAAGACGAGAAGAUCGAACGCUGGCAUCUGCUGCUCAACGACAACAGCGGCGGACGCUUUGACGACUAAAAAAAAAAAGGCCUUUUGCUGCCCCUGCCCCUCCUCCUCCUCCUCGCUACUUCCCGGCCGUCGCCAUUUUAUGUUUACCUCCUCCAGGGAACGGGCUCCGCCUCACGCGAACGUUUCCAUCAAUUGGUCCUUGUUGUUUUGGAUGCAUGUUGUCUCGCGGUCAAUAAACAAUCGCGCACCUGAA